AUGGAUCGCAGUUGGAUGUAUGGUACAAGGACCACAAUGCAAUUCAUACAAGGGGUGGAGGAGUUUGUCGCAUGUGCGGUUGAAAAUCAGUUGAAAAACGGAGACGAGUCAAUACUUUGCCCUUGUUCAAACUGUGAUUAUGCUAGAAGGUUUCGUAAUGUUGAUCAAAUCAGGGAACAUUUGACAUGUCGUGGCUUUAGGUUGAACUAUAUAAGGUGGAUAUGGCAUGGUGAGAGUAUAACUCAUGGGGAGAGCAAUAUUAACUUUGUGCACAAGGGAUGCGAUUUCGUAGGGGAUAAUGAUAGCCAUGAUAACAAUAUUGAUAACUUGGACAUUGAUGUUGAGGAUGAUGAGAUUAAUGAGAUGAUGCAAGAUGUAGAAGACAAUUUGAAUGAUCGACCUAGUACGUAUGAGACUUUGUUAGGUGCUGCAAAAAAGCCAUUGUAUCCAGAUUUGGAAGACAUGUUUCCAGAGGGGAAUGGACUUCCAAUAUCUACAUAUCAAGUAAACAAGAUGCUUUGUCCUAUGGGUAUGGAGUAUCAAAAAAUACGUGCAUGCCCGAAUGAUUGUAUAUUGUAUCGUAAUGAGUACAAAGAUCUCCAUAUGUGUCCACGAUGUGGGUUGUCACGCUACAAGUGUAAGAAGGGGGAUGGUACAAUAGAUGAAAAAGGACCUCCAUCAAAGGUGUUGUGGUAUCUUCCAAUUAUACCAAGAUUUAAGUGCUUUUUUUCAAAUAAGGAAGAAGUAAAGAAUUUAAUAUGGCACGUUGAAGGGAGAAAGAAAGAAGAAAUUCUUAGACAUCCUGCAGAUUCUCUACAGUGGAAAUCCAUUGAUAAGGAGUUCCCCGAAUUUGGUACUAAAAUGAGAAAUUUAAGGCUUGGUCUAUGUACUGAUGAGCCAAAACAACCGGGAAAUGACAUCUAUGUUUACCUUGCACCUCUCAUUGAUGACUUGAAAUUAUUGUGGGGUGAAGGUGUUGAUGUGUUUGAUUCUUACACUAAAACAAACUUUAGGUUACGGGCUAUGAUAUUCUGUACAAUUAACGAUUUUCCUGCGUACGUUAACUUAUUAGAUUACACAAAUAAGGGGGCAAAAGCAUGUCCGAUAUGUGAAGAUAAUAUGGUGGAUGAGUAUUUAGAUUUUUAUGGAAAGAUUGUUUAUAUGCACACUCGUACAUUUUUACCUCUCGAUCACCCUUAUAGGAAGAUGAAAAAACCCUUUAAUGGGAAAGUUGAGAUCGGAGUUGCUUGGUCUCCCCUUACUGGUAGUGAAGUGUAUGAGCGGGUGAAAAAUAUCAGCACACCUUAUGGAAAGCCAUAUACGGCUAAAAAAGGAAGCCUUUAUAAGAAGAAGUCCCCAUUGUGGGAUCUCUCGUAUUUGAAUCAUUUAGAGAGCUUUAUUGAUUGUUUACGUGGCAUUAAAGUUCCAUCUGGUUAUUCAUCAAACAUAAAAAGACUUGUGUCCAAAAAUGAAUUGAAUUUGGUAGGUAUGAAGUCUCAUGAUUGCCAUGUCAUGAUGCAACAAUUUCUUCCAAUUGCAAUUCGAGGGAUUUUACCAAAGCAUGUGAGGAAUGCCAUUACAAGACUUUGCUUCUUUUUCAGUGCAAUUUUCAGUAAAGAGGUUGAUCCCAAGUCUUUAGAUGAUCUACAAGCAGAAGUUAUUGUCACUUUGUGUCAAUUUGAAAUGUAUUUUCCACCGUCAUUCUUCGAUGUAAUGGUACAUGUGAUUGUGCAUCUCGUUCAAGAAAUCAAAAUAUGUGGUCCAUUGUAA
Molecule: messenger RNA, 1770 nt
Organism: Chenopodium quinoa (quinoa)
Lineage: Eukaryota; Viridiplantae; Streptophyta; Magnoliopsida; Caryophyllales; Amaranthaceae
Exons: 4
Coding region: 1-1770 (589 amino acids)
Source: RefSeq, a predicted model, not a curated record